Messenger RNA from Rubroshorea leprosula, 982 nucleotides. NCBI's taxonomy places the organism in Eukaryota, Viridiplantae, Streptophyta, Magnoliopsida, Malvales, Dipterocarpaceae. The record is from the annotation of a GenBank genome assembly.
AGUUGGAGUCAUAUACUCCUCUCCAUUUCAGCUUAUGCUCUGCUCUUCAUCUUCCCCUCGGUUCUCUCCAUUUCUUUGUUUUAAAAAACCCAACAAGAGAUUGAAGUCAAAAUUAGCAAACCUCUUCUCUAGGCUCUUGAAUUUCACUUCCAUAAAGGGUGAAAGUGAGAGAUUGAAGUCUAGUUUCAUCACUUCCCCAAGGGAUGAUGAAACUAAUCAAGAAAAUCAAUCCGAGAAGACUUAAGUGGAUUCCCCAUAUCCUUAAUGCAUUAAUCCUUGGUGUGGGCUCUCUCUCUCUCUGUCUCUUGGGUAGGACUAUCUUUUGGAGCUUUGUUAUCAACAUUUGUAUUUUAGUUUUAUAAUUACAUGGGUUAAUAUGAUAUAUGAUUAAGAAGUUCUGUUGUUAUUUAUCUUGAUUUCCUUUCCCCUCUCAACAAUUCAUCUUAAAAAAUAGAAUACAAGGCUGAUAAAUUUAGAAUCUGCAUUUCAAGGACUUCUAUACCUUUAAACAGAAGUAACAUGUCAAUAAUUGGGUGCUGAGACGUGGCAGGUUUUUUUGUCCUUUUUUCUUCUUUUUUGGUAGAAAAAUGGAACCAUGCGUAAAGAAUAGAUACUUCAAUCCUUCCAACAAGAAAGAGAACAAGUCCUUCAAUCCUGUAAAACAAGAGAGGAGUGAAUCAGCAAAGAGGACUGAAGGUAGUCAAAAGUCUAGCUACUCUAAACUUGCUAACAAGAAAGGAACAACACAGCAAACAUGUUAAGACCAAAAGCGCAGUAUAUAUCAUAAAAUUUAAUCAAAGACAAUGUAAAAAAAAAAGAAAAAAGAAAAAAGAUGGGUUCAAACAUAAUCUUUAGAAAAUUCAACUAGUCACCAGACUCACCACUCAAUUUCAGUGCAGAAUGCAAGCCAAGGUUUCAGGACUACGAAUAAUUUCAUAUCAAAGAAAAGGGAUUUAACUUGUUAUAAAAUAUGAGAACUUAG